This is a messenger RNA of Onthophagus taurus, 3485 nucleotides long. It is a transcript of the gene oxt, whose product is annotated as Xylosyltransferase oxt. Gene Ontology annotation, cellular component: membrane. NCBI's taxonomy places the organism in Eukaryota, Metazoa, Arthropoda, Insecta, Coleoptera, Scarabaeidae. The record is from RefSeq and is a predicted model, not a curated record. Gene Ontology annotation, biological process: chondroitin sulfate proteoglycan biosynthetic process; heparan sulfate proteoglycan biosynthetic process. Gene Ontology annotation, molecular function: protein xylosyltransferase activity.
UAAACGUUCAGAUGACAGCAUCAUAAAAAAAAUAAGAGCUUUAAAUGAUAACGUUUUAUUACCACAUAAUGUUUCACGGUAUUGUUUAAAAAGAAAAAUUGGCGAUAAUGUGAUGCGAGUGGUGAUACAACAAUUAAUAAUGAUAGAAUUCCGACGAAAUGGUUAUUGUGAGGAAUGUUUAUAAUUGGUGGAUGAGGAAUUUUCGGUGGUUUGCGGGCUUUGGUAUUGUUUUAUUUAGUUUCCAAUUAUAUUUCAUCUAUAACGUUUUAAACUAUGAAAACUCCAAGUCUUGGUGGAGCCCCAGGGGCGACACUCAAGACAGCGGCUCAAAUUUGUACCCAGCAAACUCGGCAAGACGCGUUAGAGACGAUUUUGUCGACGACGAAGACCUUAAAUCACAAAAAAACAAGGUGACAAGAUCGAAUCACACCUUGCCAAGGCUACGCAUUGAAGAAUUAGAUUUUACACCAUCCUGCCAAAUCAAGACGAAGGAAGCAAUCUCUUCAAUACACAGAGCUAAGACGCAACAAUGUAAACAGCAAAUAUCAAACGUUACGUGCCUUAUACAGCAGGGGAUAUUUUAUCCUAAACGUUUGCCCAAUUUUUGUGACCCCAAAGGACAUAAAGAGGCUUCACUUGGAUGUUUUAAAGAUUCGAAAAGUUUUAGAAUUUUAUCUGGGUACUUUAUUGGGAAUGUUAGUAAAAAUAGUCCGGAAUAUUGUAAAUAUCUUUGUCUUCAAUCUGGAUUUCCUUAUGCUGGAGUUGAAUAUGGAGUGGAGUGUUUUUGUGGAGCUGAAGAGCCUCCUUCAUCAGCAAAAUUACCGGAUUCUUCAUGCAACAUGAAAUGUCCCGGAGAUAAUCACUCAAUUUGCGGCGGAAUUUAUAAAAUUAGUAUUUACGAAACUGGAAUCAAAAAAUUCAUCCCACAAAUUGCUAACGUCUCAAAUUCAAUGACAAAUAUGUCGGUAAAAAUUGUAUUUCUUCUUACUUUAAAUGGACGAGCUUUAAGACAAGUAAAAAGAUUAUUAAAAACUUUGUACCAUCGAAAUCAUUAUUAUUAUAUCCAUGUUGAUGUGCGGCAAGAUUAUUUAUUUCGCGAAUUACUCCCAUUAGAAGAAACAUUUCCUAACAUUCGAUUAACAAGAAAUCGUUUUGCAACAAUUUGGGGCGGAGCCUCAUUAUUACAAAUGCUUCUCUCAACGAUGAAAGAAUUAAUUGAUCUCCACACCGAUUGGAAUUGGGACUUUGUAAUAAAUCUUAGCGAAUCUGAUUAUCCCGUAAAAACCGUUCAAAAACUAACAGAUUUUUUAUCUGCAAAUCGGGAUCGCAACUUUGUAAAAUCACACGGACAUGUUGUGCAACGUUUCAUUCAAAAGCAAGGUCUUGAUAGAACAUUUGUUGAAUGUGAUUAUCAUAUGUGGCGUGUUGGAGAAAGAAAGUUACCGUAUGGUGUUCAAAUAGAUGGAGGGAGCGAUUGGGUGACUUUAUCACGAAGGUUUGUUAGUUAUUUGACUAGGAAUGAAAAAGAUAAAUUAUUAGAAGGUUUAAUUUUUGUAUUUAAAUAUACUUUAUUACCGGCCGAAUCAUUUUUUCAUACAGUUUUAAGAAAUUCACAAUUUUGUGAUACAUUUAUUGAUAAUAAUUUACACGUUACGAAUUGGAAAAGACGUUUAGGUUGUAAGUGUCAAUAUAAACAUAUCGUUGAUUGGUGUGGUUGUAGCCCCAAUGAUAUUAAACCGGAAGAUUGGACGAGAAUAUUAAACACGGAGUUUAGGCAGGUAUUUUUCGCGCGAAAAUUCGAACCCAUUAUAAGUCAAUCGAGCAUUUUAAAAUUAGAGGAGUGGAUGUAUAAACAAAAUUUUUCAAAUGUACUUAAUAUAAAUUCUUAUUGGCAAAAUUUAUAUAGUCAUAAAGAUCAAAAUGAUUUAGAUGAUGCGUUACGCACAGUUGCUGAAAGUAUCGUAAGAUUAAUUUCGGUGAAAAUUUGUCCAAUUUUAUUAAAUAAUAUCAUUGAAAUAACUUGGUUUCAUUCAAAUGAUGAGUAUCAAAAAACGCUAAUAUUAUUUAACGCAACUUUAGCUGAUAAUAAAUCGGUUACUUAUGAAGUAAGUUUUAAACCUAGACAAUUAAUGAAAAGAAUUAAGAAAACUAACGUUACAAAAAGGCUUAAAACUUUUCAUGUUAGUACUGAUUAUGAUCCAAAAGAACAAAUUUCAAGGAAUUUUCAUAGAAUUUUUGGACCUUACUCCGAACCCUUACUCAUUUAUAAUUUUACUUCAGAUUUUAAUACGGAAAAAGAUUUUAAUAUUACGUUUUUAUGGAUCGAUCCAACGGGAAAACCGGUGGAUGUUAAUUAUAUUACAUUAGAUGAAGGUGUUCUUCACAGUCACCAAAAAUCAACAUUAAAACAACCUUUUUUACCCGGUAUUUGGACGGUUAUGCUGAUUCAUAAACGAAACGAAAUUGCCAGAACAAACUUUCUUGUUACACCGUUAAAUUAUUAUCAGGGUAAUGAAAUUGUAGAUGAUCAAACGACAAAAUUAUUACAUUCGGGAAGUGGAGUUUAUAAGAAAGUUGAUGUACGAUGGUUAAAAUAUACCGUUACUGAUUGGGAACAAGAUAGAUUAGAACAAUUGUCUAUUAAAAAUAGUAAUGUUAUCGGGAAGGAAUUGAAAGAUUGGAUUGAUAGUUUGGUUAAUAAAUUUUAUGUUUUCGGGGAUUUGUGUACAAUAAAUGAAUCGAUUUUUUGUAAUGAUGUUGUAAAAAGAUGUGCAAAUACUAAUUGGAGUUCUCUUGCUCCUGAUCCAAAAAGUGAAUUGGAUCGAUUUAAUAGAACUUCAGGAAUGUUUGAUUUACUUUAAGGAUAAGAUUUUUUUUUUUAGUAUUUAUGCAUGAGGUAAUGGCAUUUUAAUGAAUUGAUGGGUAAACCUCUAUGAAAUUGUUUGAAAUUCACUUUUUAAAACAUUGUAUAUAGGCGAGGUCUUUUAAAGUUGAUGUCCCACCUAUUUCAUGUGAAAUUAGUUGACUAUUAAGGAAAAAUUGUUUGUGUAAAACACAUUUGUUGUUUUAUAAUUUAUUUUUGAUGUUAUAACUUUGACCUUUAGGUGUUUUUUCACAUAUAAGUGCUUUAUAAUGAAUAACAAGAAUGUUUAAUUUACAAUGUCUUGAUGAUCGAUACUUUCGUCUGUUACUAUAUGCAGUGUGUUUGAUUUUAGUUGUCACAAUAGGUAUUUCAACUACUGUUGGAGAUAUGACAAAAUGUUAUAAAAGGAAAGUUGCUCCACACUUAAUAUUCUAUUAUCUGCCAUAUUCAAAAAAGCAAGUAAGCAUCAAAUGUGUUAAAUACAGCGAAUAUAUUUGAAAUUUUAAAUGGAAUGUCCUCAAUUUUAUUAAGUAUUAUAAAACUAUAAAAGCAAUUAAGUUAUAAUGAUAUAUCACAUUAUUUGUAAUAUGCUCAGAAACUCAAGUUAUUAUUAACAACGUGG